This is a messenger RNA of Frieseomelitta varia, 555 nucleotides long. RefSeq names its product rhomboid-related protein 3-like. The coding region runs from base 97 to 555 and encodes 152 amino acids. The transcript is spliced from 5 exons. The record is from RefSeq and is a predicted model, not a curated record. Lineage: Eukaryota; Metazoa; Arthropoda; Insecta; Hymenoptera; Apidae. Gene Ontology annotation, molecular function: serine-type endopeptidase activity.
AAUUUGAAUAUUACAAGGAGUAUUACACAAUAUGGAAACAGACGAAAGAGGGUGGAAUGAGGAGAUUUAUCCGGUGACCUCGUGCCACGCGUGGUAAUGCUACUGGCAAGCGGUGCUUCGAUACCGACCAUCGCCGGUACCGUCGAGGAGGAGGAAGAAUAUGCACGUAGCGAAGCGAACAGCGCACACUACGAUGGCUAUGUUACCGAUCAUACCGAUCUUGCUUCCGAAAUCGAUAUCGACGAAUCCGAAUACAGACGAGAACUUCUCAACGACAAAUGGCGAAUGCUGUUCGAUAAGUUUGAUCCCGAGGGUUUUGGCGAGAUACCGGUGGAGGAUUUUUUAGCGGCUUUGAAGAGCCCCGAAUGGAAAGCUGAGAUUCCGCCGAAUAAACGAGAUAUUCUCCUUACCAGAGCAAAGGAAUCGCGUGUUCAGGCGGUGACGUUCCAGGACUUCGUCAAUGUGGUGAGUGGAUGCAUGCGAAUUUCAAUAAAACUUUCACGCACCGGUACACAACGACCAGCUAGCUCUUUGUUCGCGUUCGGAUUUCGCUGA